This is a messenger RNA of Apis mellifera (honey bee), 1369 nucleotides long. RefSeq names its product ras-like protein 1 (gene Ras85D). The transcript is spliced from 5 exons. Gene Ontology annotation, molecular function: GTP binding; GTPase activity; GDP binding. NCBI's taxonomy places the organism in Eukaryota, Metazoa, Arthropoda, Insecta, Hymenoptera, Apidae. The record is from RefSeq and is a predicted model, not a curated record. Bases 448 to 1032 code for a protein of 194 amino acids. Gene Ontology annotation, biological process: epidermal growth factor receptor signaling pathway; Ras protein signal transduction. Gene Ontology annotation, cellular component: plasma membrane.
ACGGAAAGGAUUUUGUAUUAUAACAACGUUUAUUUUUACAAUGAUAACAUUAUUCAUUUGUUUGAUGUUUACUUGAAAACAUAUCUCCCAUUAAACAUCAUUAAUUUGAAGAAUUUGAAACGAAAAUCUUAUAAUACACUCUCUUUUCUAACCGAAUCUAAAAAAAAUGCAUAAUAUAGAAUGUAUUAAAAUUCUAUUUAAUCGUCAGUUAUGUCUAUCCACAUGUUUCUUUGAUAAUGUUAUUGAGUAUGCUUGUUUGUCAUACUCGUUCUGUUUUUAAGUUGUAAAGUCACUGUAUAUUACCUUCAAACUUACGAUAUUGAUUGGCAAAUUAAAAAUAUAAAUGACUUAAGGACUGAUCGUGCUAAAGUGCAUACGAUCUUGGCACAAAUUAUUAUUCACAGAAAAAAAAGCAAUUGCAGCUUUAGUUAAAGUAGAAAUUACAUAAUGACAGAGUACAAGCUCGUAGUUGUGGGAGCUGGAGGUGUUGGUAAAUCUGCGCUUACAAUUCAGUUGAUACAAAAUCAUUUUGUAGAUGAAUAUGAUCCCACUAUAGAAGAUUCUUAUAGAAAACAAGUAGUUAUAGAUGGAGAGACAUGCCUUUUAGAUAUAUUAGAUACAGCUGGUCAAGAAGAAUACAGUGCAAUGAGAGAUCAAUAUAUGAGAACUGGAGAAGGAUUUUUAUUAGUAUUUGCUGUAAAUUCAGCAAAAAGUUUUGAAGAUAUUGGAACAUAUAGGGAACAAAUAAAAAGAGUAAAAGAUGCAGAAGAAGUACCAAUGGUUUUAGUAGGAAAUAAAUGUGAUCUUCAACAAUCUUGGGCAGUAAAUAUGACACAAGCAAGAGAAGUUGCCCGUCAAUAUGGUGUGCCUUUUGUUGAAACUUCAGCUAAAACGAGAAUGGGAGUAGAUGAUGCUUUUUAUACACUGGUGAGAGAAAUACGGAAAGACAAAGAACAUAGAGGUAAAGAAAAAAAGAAACGUAUGAAGACAGGUAACGCGAACCGUAGAAAACAUCGAUGCUGUUUGCUUUAAGUCAUUGAAUCACGUUAAUUCCCUCAUUCGAUACAUUAAUAUGGAAAUAGAUUGUAAAAAAAUAUUAGAUUAUGUUCACUUUACGCACAUUUUUUGCAGCUUCCUCUAGAAUAUUGUAAUAUUACAAGCACAAUUUUUUCUAUACAUUGGGAGGGAAAAAAAGAACAAAAUAUAUAAUAGUAUUGUAUUAUAUAUCACAUACAUUUUUAUUCUUGAAGUUAAAUUUCAUAAAAUACAUUAUUUGUUCAACAGUCUGCCAUAUAACUCUUAAUAUUCCAUUAGCAAAAAAAAAUUUUAACCCUUGAUUGCUUAGAAUAGUCAGUAUCAAAAAAAAAAA